Molecule: messenger RNA, 2913 nt
Organism: Helianthus annuus (common sunflower)
Lineage: Eukaryota; Viridiplantae; Streptophyta; Magnoliopsida; Asterales; Asteraceae
Exons: 2
Coding region: 272-2524 (750 amino acids)
Source: RefSeq, a predicted model, not a curated record
AUUUGACUUACGCACACAUUACUCUUUCUCUCUCUUAAGUACGUACCAGAUCUCUCUCUCUCUCUCUCCAGGGUUGACUUUGUUAGAUCAGUUAGAUCUCUUGUUGAGAUCUGUCUGAUCUAUCUUUGUGAGUAGCAGAUCAUUGUGUUGAUGAUCUGCAUGUGAGAUUGUGUGAGAGUUUAUCAUCUGUUCGUUGUUUCUUUGACAAUUCCUACAUCCAACUUCAGUUUAUCUCCAUCACAUCAAAUCAUAAGUUUCUUUCCAAGGAGUCAUGGCUUAUAACUCAACACAUGAGUAUCUUAAUAUUGUGGAUAGACUCACUGAUGUCUACAAUAUUCCUAACAAUAUUACAGAUUCAUUGUUGGGAUACCUAAAGUUUGUAUACCGAUCAGAACUCGAAGACCGUUUAAGCGCACCUAUGUUAUGGAUUGGGAUGUACAUCGCGUUAGCGUCUCUAGUUUGCAUCCUUUUCAUGGUAGCUGAUUUAUUACAUGGUUUACGUAGCAGAAUGCUAUGGUUUCCGUCUAAAUAUUUCACAAUUAAUUCUGCUUCUCUUACGGUAAUAUCUGUUGCAAUGAAGUUACCUGUGGAUCUAAGUGGUUCCAUGCCGGGUUAUGUGGACCAAGUGGCAAAGCUCGGAAGCAUGGCCUUUAUGUGUACCAUGAUGGCUAAUUUACUGCCUUGUUUAGGAACCAUGGAGAGCAAUGAGCUUUUGUCAAACAUCACAGCUUUGGGGAUUCUUGUAAUCACGUUGGUCGUGAAUGUUUGCAUUCAAAUGCAAACGGGAGCUGUAUCCAUAUCAACCCAUAAAGAAGACCCCCGUAUCAUACAACUUACUUCACCUACACAUAUAAGUACCCAUCCUAAUCCUGUAUUACCCUUUAUUUAUGUGGUUUUGUUAGUUUUCUUGUUGAUAGUAUAUAUAUGUUCAUCUUUGGCGAUUCUAAAAUCCAAACAGAUUUUGGACUCAGAUUACCGAUAUGGUCUUGAGAAAGCUUCACAACACAUGCAACCAUCACCAGGAGAAAUAUUAACAGUUGAGAAGCUACAAAACCAUGUGAGAAACCAUUGGAUGAUGGUAGAAAGUGGCAGCUGCCUCCAUUUCAUAACAGCUUGCUUUCAUCCAACAUCUGCUUCUGGGGUAAUAUGUCUAUUAGUCACCAUCUUACACACUUAUACUAUGUCCGGGACUAUUAAAGCCAUGUUGGCUAAGGACUAUGGUUCGGAUUAUGGCUGGUCCAUGCUAGUAAUUCUCAUAGUACAAUCUAUCGGAGUCCUGAUUGGUACAAUUGUACCACUUUCUAGAUGUUUUGCAACCUUAGAAUUUAAAACGUCCUUUUCAAUCCACUUUAAGGUCUUUAAAGUAGAACCUCAUUGGACUCAUAAGUUAAAUGAUUGGAAACGAGCUAGUAUAAGACUCCCAUUUCAUAGCCGCACUUCCAAAAGGCUAAUUCUCUGCAUAUGUAUACAACUUCAGGAGGGAGUUGUGGUGUUGUGCAAGAUAAUAGCCUUGAUUCCGUUAGUGUUUGUGAUAUGCGUCUCUUAUUGUUUCGAUUAUCUGAAGUCCAUGUUUAAUUCAUUGAGAGAAGAUGAGAGGUUUCACCAAGAUGUAAUCAUAGAUAUUAACCCAUAUAUUUUGUAUUUUGAAAAUGGGAUGUGGGUUGGUAAGAGAACAUUGGAAGGCUUUUCAAAAUCAGUGAACCCAUUGAUACAAAAGGGUGCAAAAGGCCAACCUAAUUAUCUAAUAAAGCUCAUUCGAGAAAACUCUACGGUUGGUUUUCAUGGAGUUGCAGUAUUUGACCAGACUAAUGAUGAUGAUGAUGAUUGUUGGAGUUUAAAUGUGGUAACCCUUACAACGAUUGCGGUUUCUCUACCUGAAAUCGAAAAGGAGAAAGUUGAUUGUUUGUUGGAAUGUGUUAGGGAAGGUCUAGUAUAUGUCACAUUGGUGGAAAAAAGCCUGGAUGUUAUUUAUGAUCACGUAAUUCGUCAACAUGCAGCUGGAACUUUGUGGAAAGAAAUUAGAUUCACCAAAAAAUGGUUAGGAAACGAGUUGCAAAACCCUGCUUCUCAAAACGAUCCACCUGGACAGAUUGUUAAAUGGUUCAGGGAGAAGGCUAAAAAUCACUUGGAGUUCUGCUGGAAUGAUGAUGCAGACGGUGAUGAUGCGACGCACAGGCGUAUUUGUUUCAACUCGAUGGACCGUAUAACCGAAACAAUUAUACGUAGGUACGGCACCAACAUUGAUGAUGGCACCGUGAGCCAUAAGGAACUAUUUGAUAGCUUAUCAUCAAUGAUCGUCGACAUAAUUGCAGCUUGUCUCACCAACUUACCACAAAUCAUAAUAAUGAAAUGUCACUACAUGUCUGGGAGAAAGGAAAGGCGGGCCAGUGUCAAAGAUGCGGCCCAGUUUUUAGGUGAGACUACAGAAAUAAUCAGACUCCUUCAAGAUCAUGAUAUUCCAAACAUGAAACCAAGUGACAUGCCAUAUCUCAACAAAUGGCGUGCUUAUUUCAGGAAUCCCUGAUCAAGAAAAACUUCUUUGUUCUUCAAGUGAUGAUUCUGUAACGCUAAUGUGAUUUUCAUGGGCAUGCAUCUUUACUACUCGAAGUCUCAAAGUCAUCCAGGAUGGUCAACUAUGUUCCUUCAAGAAGUUGAUUUGCACAAUUAGCACCCACAGAGUAUGGUGACCAAGUCCUUAGUUCUCAUAUUAGUUUGUACUCUUCCUAGUUUACUAGAUUGUAAAUUGUUGAUGGUUACAAGUGGUCGAUUAGUAUCUGGUUUUCAGUGUGGCUUGAGGAAUGCUUGGAUGCAUUUUCUUUAAGGAUUUGUUGUCUUGGUAUACCACCGUUGGUUUGAUUAUACUCUCUGUUGGUGUUUAUCUUGUCAUGUUAACAAGUUACUACCGGUUUCACU